UCCGUGAUUUCCGUGAUUUCCGGGAUUUCGUAGAACUGGGUUCGCUGAAGCCCAGUGGUCCAGCGCUGAAACAGUAUUGCCCUCAAACAUUGGGCAGCGAUGUUAAUAGCAACAAGACAUCCGGUUUUGUGAAUCUUUGCCUUUUGUGCUUUCGUUUCACGUUGUGAACUGGUCGGAAUAAGUUUACAGUGUUGGCCAUAAACGUUAGUAUUGUAUAGUACGUCAGUAUGACAGCGGACCACAGUAAGCUCUCGUUCGACUAGCGUUAGUUACUUAGUUAACUUACCAGGGUUUUUUCGGUGGCCAGUCAAACAGCGGAUCAUCGGCGAAAGAGCAGCCGGUUACUGUUUAACAUUAAUGCUGUUUGGGACAGGAUCGCACAUCGACCGACAGAGUUUUUGUGAGAACAUAAGACCAAGUGCUGAAGAUUGAGGUGACUGUCGACGUCUUCCGAAUUUGCCAGGAUGCCUAUUCCUCCUCCGCCUGGACCUCCACCCCCCCCCACCUUUAACCAGGCAAACACCACACCUCCAAAACUUAAUCGAGAUGACGCGAAAGGAAGAGGAGCUCUGCUGUCAGACAUCUGCAAAGGCACCAACCUGAAGAAGACCACUGUGGUCAAUGACAGAAGUGCACCUAUAAUUGAAAGUCGAGGUGGCAGCAGUGGUGGAGGCGGAGGCGGAGGCGGAGGUGGCGGUGGUGGAGGCGGAGGUGGUUCUGGGCCAAUGGCCAUGGGAGGGCUGUUCAGUGGAGGAGUGCCCAAAUUACGACCAGUCGGAGACAGCUCUGUAGGAAGGUCAGCGCUGCGGCCGCCUGGGUCUAGGCCUGCAGUACCUCGUGCUGCGGGUCAUUCUGAACCAGACUGCUCCGUUCGUGGUGAUGGAGGUCGCUCCUCACCUCCAGAACAGGCACGAAAUCAACGUCCCUCUGUGCCAGACGUCUCCAAACCGUCUGCUGCCAGCAGCUCCUCAAAACCCACCAACUCCGCUCCACCUCCACCCCCACCAUUCAGUCGCGGUGGCAAUCGCGGACCCACCUCAGGCCAACAGGGUUCUGGGGCACACAGUCGUGAGAAACCCCUUCCACCACCGCCUGCAAGCAAGGGGCCUCCACUGCCACCAUCUUCUGCUCGGGAUGGGCCUUCUAGACAUCCCCCUAUUUCAUCUCGCUCCUCUUCAUCCUCCUCCCCUUCCUCAAAUGCACCUCCACCUCCUCCUCCUUAUCGUCAGCCGACUAAUGCUGCAAAUGGUGACCCGGCCCCUGUGUUGCCGCAGAGACGAAACUCGCUGAACAAGAGAAGCCAUGCCAAUGCUAACGUCCGUAGCCAGGCUCCUCCUCCUCCACCCCCUGCCCAGCAGAACAGACGACCCCCACCACCAUCUCGUGAUCCAGUGGGGCGUAGCACAGCUCCUCAGGUUCCUCCUCCUACAUCUCGUAAUGGGGUUCGGGAAACGCCACCCCCUCCACCCCCUUACCGUGGCGGGCCACAAACAUCUUCUGAACCCCCUAGUCGAGGGAAGCCCCCUCCUCUCUCCUCUACUGGACACCAGUCUUCAGGACAUGCACCUCCUCCUCCUCCACCUCUCCGGAAUGGACAUACGUCAUCUGCCCCCAAGUCCUUUUCUGAUGAUUUUGAGUCCAGGUAUGACUUCCACCCUAUAGAGGACCUUCCCCCACCUGAAGAAUACAGACCCUUCCAGAAGAGCUAUCCCAGCCAAAUCAACAAGACUUUAGUGAGAGGUGUUCCUCCACUGCCUCCUGUUGGAGGAAGAUGAACACUGUGUUCAGAGAAGAGAAGGA
Sinocyclocheilus anshuiensis is the source of this 1800-nucleotide messenger RNA. Its product is annotated as WAS/WASL-interacting protein family member 2-like. The transcript is spliced from 8 exons. Gene Ontology annotation, biological process: actin filament-based movement. Bases 465 to 1775 code for a protein of 436 amino acids. Gene Ontology annotation, molecular function: actin binding. NCBI's taxonomy places the organism in Eukaryota, Metazoa, Chordata, Actinopteri, Cypriniformes, Cyprinidae. Gene Ontology annotation, cellular component: actin filament. The record is from RefSeq and is a predicted model, not a curated record.